Molecule: messenger RNA, 2625 nt
Organism: Cyprinus carpio (common carp)
Lineage: Eukaryota; Metazoa; Chordata; Actinopteri; Cypriniformes; Cyprinidae
Gene: grb2b
Product: growth factor receptor bound protein 2b
Molecular function (GO): protein binding
Source: RefSeq, a predicted model, not a curated record
ACGGAAACAAACAGAAAAUACAGCAAUUUUUCACCAUUUCAAGUCGGGCUAGGUACAAGAGCUCAGCCUCAUCAACGAUUAAAGACCAAUUAGAGUGGAUUCUGAGUUCUUGAAAACGAGAGAGCGAGUGUUGGCCCUCACAGUUGUUUUCAAGAGUUUCUCGCCGUGGUCUGUAUGUGAGGAUCGCGACGGGAGGAGAGACGCGGGGCUGACACACACACAAACAGAGAGAGAGAGAGAGAGAGAGACAGGUGGAGAUCAUUGUGUCUUCUGUGCUCAUCAUCGCUGUUGAGAUCUCAUUGUCUGGUCCUCUGGUCCACAACAGGGAUAUAAACUGCAUCAGGAGGCUUUUUCCACUGCUUUGAACCUUACCACAUAGGUGUCCGUCAGGCUGAAUCAUGGAGGCCAUUGCCAAGUAUGAUUUCAAAGCAACUGCAGAUGAUGAGCUGAGUUUUAAACGUGGGGAAGUACUGAAGGUAUUAAAUGAAGAGUGUGAUCAGAACUGGUAUAAGGCAGAACUAAAUGGCAAAGACGGUUUCAUUCCUAAAAACUACAUCGAGAUGAAGGCGCAUCCGUGGUUCUUCGGGAGAAUCCCCAGGGCCCGAGCGGAGGAGAUCCUAAACAAACAGAGGCACGACGGAGCCUUCCUCAUUAGAGAGAGCGAGAGCGCGCCUGGAGACUUCUCCCUGUCCGUCAAGUUUGGCAAUGAUGUACAGCACUUCAAAGUGCUGCGUGAUGGGGCUGGAAAGUACUUCCUGUGGGUCGUGAAGUUUAACUCUCUCAACGAGCUGGUGGACUAUCACCGCACCACUUCCGUUUCCCGAAACCAGCAGAUCUUUCUACGAGACAUCGAGCAGGUGCCUCAGCAGCAUCCAACAUACGUGCAGGCCCUGUUCGACUUCGACCCUCAGGAGGACGGAGAGCUGGGCUUCAGACGCGGAGACUUCAUUCAGGUCCUGGACAACUCUGACCCCAACUGGUGGAAGGGCGCCUGUCACAGCCAGACGGGCAUGUUCCCACGCAACUACGUCACGCCUGUCAACCGGAACAUGUAAAGGAAAAAAACCAAGCCAUUAGUGAAUAAAUUGUAAUUAACGGCCCCUCACAUUCACAUACAAUCAGACUACCCUACAUGUCCUCGUCAACACCCUUAAAGUCCUGUGAAAAUUAAAGCGGCACAGAUGAAUGGAAACUGUGACCGAAAACAAGUGGAGAGAAAAAAAGACGUAGCGGAGAGGCUGGAGGUUUCCUCCUCUUCCGUGGUGCCCGGGCGAAACUAUUAUUCCUGAGAAUCGUGAUGUCUUCAUGAACGCUUACAGUCCAGACUGAGCUGUUAGGGCGAAGGAAAGGCUGAAUCUUAGCAUAGUAAACCACGCAUAAAUUAAAACAACAAUGAUUCUGUCUGUAGAUUCAUCCUGCUGCUUCUGGCUUCUUUUCUAGCAAUUAGAAUUGUUUUUGUUCAUUUGUUUUGUUUUGGCUGCAUGUUUAAAUCUCUUUAUAAUAGCAAAUCCUGACGCUGUUUUUAAAAAGGAAAAAAAAAAAAAAACAUUCAAAAAAUAUAUAAAAAUUAAAGAGUAAGUAAUUGCAAACGCAUUGUACAUCUGGGCUGUGGAGAGAAAAAAAAAAUCACCUAUAGAGAGAAUCCAUUUUUUAAGAAUAUAUAUAUUAUAUAUUUGUAUGUGUCUGUCUGGUUUACCUUUCAACACAUUUUCUUUUUUUUUUUUUUUUUUCUCAGUUGUAAAUUAUGUUAAUUUUUUGGUGAGGGUGGAUGAAACGGAGUAGCUCUGAGACGUGCUAAUUUUAUGAGCAUCUCAGACAUAACGCCAUAGUAUUUAACGCAUCAUGUAUUCCUUUUGACAUCAUUCUUUGUUUUAGAACCAAUCGGUGAGUGGAUCCUUGGCAACAGCAAUGUAUCGCCGGGGAGCUUCCAAUCAUGCAGGAGUUGAUCUAAUGUGAAAAACCAGAUGGCUAGCCACCAUUUUAAGCCAAUGUAUUUAUUGCAGCCACUUUUUAUCUGUCUUGGGAUGUGAAUGUAGCCAACAUCACUCCGUAGGGACGUCAGACCGGAGAGCUGAACCACAGUUUCAUGAUUUCAGAGACACAUCUGUUCACGAUGUCCAUGUCGGAAAGCUGUUCACGUAACGAAACGAUUUCAAAUCAAGAGAUUUGGGGUUGAAUAACUGGUGGAUGCCAGUGAAGCCAGUAAGAAAGCGGAGAGUUUUUGUGCGUUUGAGUUGUCACAUCGACGUAUUUGAUGCGUUCCAUUUGUCUUCUCUUACCUCUUUUGUCUUUUCAGUGUUGUAUGUUUUAGCGCUUAUGUAUUUUGUUUGCUCCUCGUGUAUUAUUGACCCGCUCCUCCUCCUCUUUGGUUUUCUGUGAUGUUGUUUUGUUCUCUCUGGAUUAGUGCCUUUUUCUCUGGUGUGACAGUGUCUCGGGCUUGCUGCUUUAGCCUGAGCAUUGGGCUUUGUGAGAAAUCAUGUCCUCUUUCUCCUCCUGAUGAACACACCUGCACACAGUCACUCCUAUUUAAAUGUCUCGCCUUUUUCUUAACCUAUUUUUUAUUUUAUUUUCAUUUUUUUUUUUUUUUUUUUUCCUUGUUUCUUUUGAAUAAAUAAAAAGAAAACA